AGAGAGAGAGAGAGAGAUGGAGGCAAUUAUCAGCAGAGUCUCAACCGUUUUUCUUCCGAGACAGAUCGGUGAUUCAAGACAUUGUUUUCUCAAACCGGUAAAAACAACUGUCCGGAUUCCUUUCGCGGCGACAAUUCGAGCUUCUUCAACUGCCACCAGCAUCGACUUUGAAAUAAAGCCUGAUGUUAUUGUAGAUAGAAUGGAAUCCAGCACCAGCAAGGACAUAUUUGCUUGUCCCAUUUGUUAUGAUCCAUUGACAUGGAAUGGGGAUCCAGGUUUACCAGUGAAAUUCACACCUGGGUCUAGGUUCCAAUGCCGAACUUGCACAAAAACUUAUUUCAAUAACAAACAAUAUCUUGACUUGACAGCAGCUAGUGGUGCCAAGGAGUAUGGUGAAUCUACACCUCCUUCAACAGAACUUUUCAGGACUCCACUGGUAUCAUUUCUUUAUGAGAGGGGAUGGCGUCAAAGCUUUUCUUUCUUUGGUGGUUUUCCAGGCCCGGACAAAGAGUUUGAAAUGGCUAAAGAUUAUCUGAAGCCCGUGUUAGGUGGAAAAAUUGUUGAUGCCAGUUGUGGGAGUGGGUUAUUCUCAAGACUGUUUGCCAAAAGUGGCUUAUUUUCCUCUGUUGUUGCUCUGGACUUCUCAGAGAACAUGCUGAAGCAGUGCUAUGAUUUUAUUAAUCAGGAGAAAAGCUUCCCAAAAGAGAAUUUAAUAUUGGUCAGAGCCGAUAUCUCCAGACUUCCUUUUGUUUCAAGCUCAAUUGAUGCUGUGCAUGCCGGUGCUGCAUUGCACUGUUGGCCCUCACCAUCUGCAGCUGUAGCAGAAAUAAGUAGAGUUCUACGACCUGGAGGUGUAUUUGUAGCUACGACUUACAUCGUUGAUGGUAUUGUUGGUGCCCUUCCAGUGUCAAGGAUAUUGCGCCAGUAUAUAGGGCAAAUCUCAAGUAGCCACAUCUUUCUAUCUGAACGUGAACUGGAAGAUCUUUGCAAGGCAUGCGGGCUUGUUGGAUUUACAUGUACGAGGAAUGGACCUUUUAUCAUGAUGUCUGCAACUAAACCAACCUAAUUAUUUUGGUUUCCUUCUCUACUCUCUGCCUCAACAUUGUUACGAGGAAUGGACCUUUGUAUGUAGCAAUGUUUGUAUUUCAUGUGUAUCAAAUAUUAACUAGGAUAUCAAAAAUUAAUUUCUGUAAAAUUUUACUAAUUGAUGAUUAAUUUAAGGUACAGGUUGGUGCA
This is a messenger RNA of Nelumbo nucifera (sacred lotus), 1236 nucleotides long. RefSeq names its product S-adenosyl-L-methionine-dependent methyltransferases superfamily protein. Lineage: Eukaryota; Viridiplantae; Streptophyta; Magnoliopsida; Proteales; Nelumbonaceae. The record is from RefSeq and is a predicted model, not a curated record. Gene Ontology annotation, molecular function: S-adenosylmethionine-dependent methyltransferase activity.